This is a messenger RNA of Nicotiana tabacum (common tobacco), 1982 nucleotides long. Its product is annotated as 3-ketoacyl-CoA synthase 20-like. Gene Ontology annotation, molecular function: acyltransferase activity, transferring groups other than amino-acyl groups. The record is from RefSeq and is a predicted model, not a curated record. Gene Ontology annotation, biological process: fatty acid biosynthetic process. NCBI's taxonomy places the organism in Eukaryota, Viridiplantae, Streptophyta, Magnoliopsida, Solanales, Solanaceae. Gene Ontology annotation, cellular component: membrane.
UCUAGUAAAUGUUUAUCUGCAUUUGAUAUCGGGUGGGAUUUACGCCAUAACAUCCAGUUGAGGGCGGAUAUCACGGCUCCCUGCUUAUCGUGCCUAACUGUUUUUUCCCUUAGUCUCGGCCCUUCACUCUUCUCGGACCCGAUGCUCAGCCGUAUCCGGUCCCGAGUGCACUAUACGUCCUCCCCGGACUUUGAGACGUGGAACCCCUCUGCUUUACUCAAGGUCAUGUCAGAUCGUGCUUCCCUCUCGUUUCUUUACCGGGUAAUCGGGGUAACAUUAUCCCCGAUUUUACCGUACACAAUUCUAAAAGACAAAUUAUAUGUGGUAUUUGAAUGAGCAUAAUUGAUAUAGGAAAUUUAAGUAAUCAAUAUAAAAUAGUUGAGAUCGAGGUAAUGUUAAUAGCUUGAUUGUCCAUACGCAUCAAGUAAUAAAUUGGCCAACAGACCUUCCACUUUCCUAAUCAACAAUCUUUCGCUAUAAAUUACUCAUAAACAAGGCUGCUAGCAUAGCUCAUAUGCUGAAACUCGUCAUAUUUGGCACCAUGUUUUCGACGAUCGAUCUCAUGGAAUUGAUCAUAAUAUACCCUAAGCUUUUCCUCAUUUCAGUGCCAACUUUAAUAAUUGUCUUAUUUUGGUAUAUUUUUUGCAAAAGCACCGGGUCAAGAAUUUUCCUGGUAGAUUUUGCAUGUUACAAGCCCCAGAAAAACCAGCAAAUUUGCAGACAAAAUUUUCUCAAUAGAAGCAGCAGAGAACUAAAGUUUAACAGUGACACACUGGAGUUCAUGGACAGGAUCUUGCAAAGAUCUGGCUUAGGAGAUAAAACGUAUGUUUCUAAAGGCUUGUUAAGAGAUCCUCUGGAUAUGAGCACAAAAGCUGCUAAGGAAGAAGUGGAGAUGGCGGUUUUCGGAGCCAUAGAUGAGCUUUUGCUGAAAACUGGAGUUAGAUGUGAGGAAAUAGGUAUAUUGGUUUCUGUCUGCGGCGUUUUCAAUAUUAUGCCAUCAUUGUCAAGUGUCAUAGUUAAACGUUACAAGCUAAGAGAAGAUAUCCGCAGCUAUAAUAUGACGGGAAUGGGGUGCAGUGCUGGUCUUAUUGCCUUAGGACUUGUUCAAAAUCUACUCAAGGUGCACGAUAAUUCCUAUGCUCUAUUAGUAACGACUGAGAGCACCACAGACAACGUAUACAAAGGCAAUGACCGGUCAAAAUUGCUGAGCAAUUGCGUAUUUCGUGUUGGUGCGGUCGCCCUGCUCCUCUCCAACAAACCGUCCGAUCAGAAUACCUCCAAGUAUGAGCUCAUCCACACCGUCCGAUCUCAAACAGCAAACAACGAUCGCUCCUACAACUGUAUUUUCAUGGCAGAAGAUGAACAAGGACAUCGAGGAAUCUCGAUUAACAAAGAUCUCUUGUAUGCAGCUAUGAAAACCAUUCGAUCAAACAUAUCCACUGUAGCUCCCCUAGUCCUUCCUCUAUCUGAACAAUUCCGUUACUUAAUGAAUAUUAUAGUGCGGCGCUUUCGCACGGGAAGUAAAAUGGAUCCUGAUUUCUCCAGAGCAAUCGAUCACUUCUUCCCACACGUUGGCGGGAAACCAGUAUUGGAUGAUUUGCAAAAGAAAUUGGGAUUUAGCGAUGAACAAAUGGAAGCGUCUAGAAUGACGCUGUACAGGUUUGGUAACACUUCCAACAGUUCGAUCUGGUACGAAGUGGCUUAUGCGGAGGCGAAAGGUAGGGUGAAAAAGGGAGACACACUGUGGCAGAUUGCAUUCGGGUCGGGUUUCAAAUGUAGCAGUGUGAUUUGGCGGGCGACCCGAUCCAUUGAUCGCGAUGAGAUGAAUCCAUGGCGCGAUGAAAUUGAUGAGUUCCCCGUGGAUGUUAGCGAGAUCGAACCUCUCUCGGACCUAUUCCUUACUUCCAAAUAGGAAAAAUAUAUCAUUUGUCAUCAUUUCAUAAUGUCAUGGCACCAAUAAUAUGAAGAAUAAACUUACAAUA